AGAGGCUCCCGAGGCCUGCUUCGUUAGACUCGAGCAGGGACGAGCAGCGACAUGGGUCCUCUUAAUCUUUUGCCUUUGUUGGCGGCGGGAUGCUUGGCCGCGCCCUCGGACCUCCUGAGCGUGCCGGUGUCCGCUGGGUUACACGUGUCCUCCUCCGGCCCCCUGGAGGUGAGGACGGUCCAGAUCCCCACGCCCUUGGCUGUGGCUCCUGCUGCGGUUCCUCCUACGCUCACCUUCGCCUCCGUCGCCGAACAGGUCUCGGAAGCUGACCUGAAACAAGACCAGAUUCCUGUCCCCGCCUCCGUCGUCGUCAGCCCCGCGCUUCCCCCGGCGGCGGUGAUCCCCCCCACCUUCGCCGUUGCCGGGGCUUCGGUCGUGGCCUCUGCCAACGUACGCCUCGACGUGCCCGCGCCCGUGCCCUUCGGCGACGCCCCCGCUCCCGAAGAGCUGGUGCAGCGAGUCCCCGUGAAGGUGGCAGGUCGCCCCGUAGUCUCGCACACGCCCCAGGUCACCGAGGUUCGCCCCGAGCUCAAGGUCAUCGAGAAGACCUUCGACGUGGCCGUGCCCAAGCCCGUCUACGAGACCAAGGAGGUGACUCCCAUCGAGCACAAGUUCGUGCCCGAGCCGUAUGCCGUGCCCCAGCCCUACGCCGUGCCCCAGCCUUACGCCGUGCCCCAACCCUAUGCCGUCCCUGUACCUGUUGCAGAACAGGUGCACGUACAACACCAUGUAGCUGCUGCUCCUGUUGCAGGACAAUAUGUAGCCGCCGCCCCUGUUGCAGGCCAAUAUGUAGCCGCUGCCCCUGUUGCAAGCCAGUAUGUAGCCGCUGCCCCUGUUGCAGGUCAGUACGCUGCAGCCGCCCCUGUUACAGGACAAUAUGUAGCCGCUGCUCCUGUUGCAGGCCAAUAUGUAUCUCCUGCAACUGGCGUCCUGCACCGCAGCCAUCCCUUCCCUAUUCUCAGUCCUGCCGUUCACACUGUAUCUGAAUAAUCCGAACAAUUGUUACUUAGAAUUCUCAACGGAACCCGAAAGAAUUUGUAAACACAUAUAAUGUUCAUAAUUCAACUGAUCGGUAAGAAAUUAAAUAAAUGACUCAUCAUU
Penaeus vannamei (Pacific white shrimp) is the source of this 1101-nucleotide messenger RNA. Its product is annotated as larval/pupal cuticle protein H1C. NCBI's taxonomy places the organism in Eukaryota, Metazoa, Arthropoda, Malacostraca, Decapoda, Penaeidae. The record is from RefSeq and is a predicted model, not a curated record.